AUGUUCGAGGUCCCCAAUGCGAAAAGGAUCAAACGAUCCGACCUCUUCCAUACAGACAACAGCCCGACGGGCUCUGAAGCAGACUCCAGAUCCAGAUCUGCUUCGCCCGCGGAUAUCGACACAGAUCAUGAUGACGGAGAUGCUACUAUAACCGUACCCGACUACGGCUUCGAAUACGACUUCAUUUCUCCCACCGUUGCAGCUAUUCCACCGAAAUCCGAAGCUGUACCAACGACAUCAAAGAAGACCGAAGUUCACGACAAUCAAACCCACGAAGACGAUCAAGAACAAGAACAAGAAUUCCAAUUCCGUCUGUUCACUUCCGCAACUGUAACUGCCCAAACCCAGAAACCAUCUCAAUCUUCGCAACAGCAGUCCUCAAAUGUCGCGAGACCGACCAUCAGACUUUCACGGACUCCUUCUCCAGCACCACUAUCCGGCCAAGACGGUCUUCUGUCCUUGGAUAAAGCGCAUUUCGUCCGCCCCCACCGCCCAGAGACAUAUUAUUUCACUGCAGCUCUACCGGCAGACACAGCGCAGGCCUUGAAAUCCCAGUACGCCGAAGUCGCGGUCUCCACUUCCCACGUGCUGUCUCGGUCCAAAUCCACGAUCUGGCCCGGCAGCGUUCUACCAUGGCGAGUCAUUCAUGUGGAAUUGGUAGCCCCGAACCGACGUGGUCAGGGGACGGUCACUAAGUCGACGGCAGGAAAGGUUUCGGGUCCGGGUCUGGCUUCGAGGUCGACUUCGAGGCCAAAACCGUCCAAGAAACGUCGAAUCGUUCUUCGGCAACGACUAGCCAAGCGCGCCGAAAUGGCUGCGCAGGCUGUUGCAGCGGAGCUGACUGAGAAGGAAAAGCGGACGCGGCGCAAUCGGGAGAAGAAGGUCAAGCGGAAGGAGAGGGAGAAGAUGAAGAAGCAGAAACUACUGCAGCAGGAGGAGGGAACGGGUGCUCAACGUGGAGAUGGAGAUGGAGAUGGAGGAGAUGAUGGUCUCCACGGAGAAACGGAUCAAGGCGAAGACAGAGGUAGCGAGGCUGGUGAUGUUCAGACUGGUGCGGGUCGACCUACAAUAGUAGCAGACGAUACUGUGGCCCCAAAAGCAGAAAAGACGGAUCCUCACCAGCUUCACACGGCCUCGACAUCUGCACGAGCACCGACGGCCACGGCCAUCACCAGUUCGAAAGCAGAUCAUGACACAGAGCAGGUCCUGUCGAGACCUGCCCCAACGGCUAUGCGUACUACAUCAGCAUCAGCACCGACUCGACGAGCUCCAAUAGAAAGAGGCACAGCGCCGACGUCGGUGCAUUGA
Messenger RNA from Capronia coronata CBS 617.96, 1308 nucleotides. RefSeq lists its product as uncharacterized. The transcript is spliced from 2 exons. Bases 1 to 1308 code for a protein of 435 amino acids. NCBI's taxonomy places the organism in Eukaryota, Fungi, Ascomycota, Eurotiomycetes, Chaetothyriales, Herpotrichiellaceae. The record is from RefSeq and is a predicted model, not a curated record.